Molossus molossus (Pallas's mastiff bat) is the source of this 2832-nucleotide messenger RNA. It is a transcript of the gene FRMD3, whose product is annotated as FERM domain containing 3. Gene Ontology annotation, cellular component: cytoskeleton. Lineage: Eukaryota; Metazoa; Chordata; Mammalia; Chiroptera; Molossidae. Gene Ontology annotation, molecular function: cytoskeletal protein binding. The coding region runs from base 90 to 1571 and encodes 493 amino acids. The transcript has 12 exons. The record is from RefSeq and is a predicted model, not a curated record.
AUCUGCAACUACUACAGUCUGCUGGAGAAGGACUACUUUGGCAUCCGUUAUGUGGACCCAGAGAAGCAGCGGCUUAUCCACCAUACACCAUGUGCUUUAGAGUGAAAUUCUACCCACACGAACCCCUGAAGAUUAAAGAAGAGCUCACAAGGUACCUUUUGUACCUGCAAAUUAAAAGAGAUAUUUUCCACGGCCGACUGCUCUGCUCCUUCUCAGAUGCUGCCUACCUGGGUGCCUGUGUCGUUCAAGCUGAGCUCGGUGAUUACGAUCCUGAUGAGCAUCCUGAGAAUUACAUCAGUGAGUUUGAGAUUUUCCCUAAGCAGUCACAGAAGCUGGAAAGAAAAAUAGCAGAAAUCCACAGGAGCGAACUCAGAGGCCAGAGCCCACCGGUUGCUGAAUUUAACUUGCUCCUGAAAGCUCACACUUUGGAAACCUAUGGGGUGGAUCCCCACCCAUGCAAGGAUUCAACAGGCACAACAACAUUUUUGGGGUUCACUUCUGCAGGCUUUGUGGUAUUCCAGGGAAAUAAGAGGAUCCAUUUGAUAAAAUGGCCUGAUGUCUGCAAAUUGAAGUUUGAAGGGAAGACAUUUUAUGUGAUUGGCACCCAGAAGGAGAAAAAAGCCAUGUUGGCAUUUCAUACUUCAACACCAGCUGCCUGCAAACAUCUUUGGAAGUGUGGGGUGGAGAACCAGGCCUUUUAUAAGUAUGCCAAGUCCAGUCAGAUCAAGACUGUGUCAAGCAGCAAGAUCUUUUUCAAAGGAAGCAGAUUCCGAUAUAGCGGUAAGGUUGCCAAAGAGGUGGUGGAGGCGAGCUCCAAAAUCCAGAGGGAGCCUCCGGAGGUGCACAGAGCCAACAUUACCCAGAGCCGCAGUUCCCACUCCUUGAACAAACAGCUCAUCAUUAAUAUGGAGCCCCUGCAGCCCCUGCUGCCUUGCCCCAGUGAGCAGGACGAGGACCUUCCCCUGGGAGAGGGUAUUCCUUUGCCCAAAGAAGAUGCCAUUUCUGCCCCCUUGAUCUCCAGCUCACCUGUGAAGGAAGCCCAGGAAUAUGAGGAUCCCCCAAGCGAAGAGGAAGAUAAAAUGAAAGAAGAGCCUUUGACUAUCUCUGAACUGGCAUACAACCCAAGUGCCAGCCUGCUCCCCACCCCAGUUGAUGAUGAUGAGAUUGACAUGCUCUUUGACUGUCCAUCUAGGCAUGAGUUGGAAAGAGAAGACACGGAUUCGUUUGAGGAACUAGAAGCAGAUGAAAAUGCUUUUUUGAUGGCUGAAGAAGAGGAGCUGAAGGAGGCUCACCGAGCUUUGUCGUGGAGCUAUGACAUUCUGAGAGGCCAUAUUCGGGUGAACCCACUGGUCAAGAGUUUUUCCAGGCUCCUUGUGGUGGGCCUGGGGCUGCUGCUCUUUGUAUUCCCCCUGCUCCUCCUCCUUUUGGAGUCAGGUAUUGAUCUCUCCUUCUUAUGUGAAAUCCGCCAGACGCCAGAGUUUGAGCAGUUUCACUAUGAAUAUUACUGUCCUCUCAAGGAGUGGGUGGCUGGCAAAGUAAACCUCAUUCUCUACAUGCUGGGUUGCUCAUAAAGCACAUAUUUCACAUGACUAAGGGCUAUAUUCAAUACUAGUGAUGUGUUUGUUUCAGCAAAUGCCUGGUUCUGAAUGGUCAUGGAGCCGUCAACAGGUGUUCCUUACUCAAAACCAAUUAUUAAAACCUUUAAGUUAGCUUUCCAUAAUUCACUGCACUUAAAUAAGUUUAAAUCAAAUACAGUCAUUUUAGUUAUAGGUCGGGAAGCUGGCCUUUAAAUAAUCAAAAAUGUUUUUUUUUUAUUAUAUCACAGGUAUACUCUUUAUCUCUUAUAUCAUAAUACAUUGAGCUGAAUUAGAUUUCCCCUUUUUAAUAGUUAGCAUCAUUAUAAGCUAUAAGGUUCAGAAUCAGAAUUUUAGUAAAAAUCCAAGAGAAAGUUUUUGAAUAUAAUCCUUAGUGAAAAUAAUGUCCUCCAACCAAUGCCUAUACAACUAAAUUUAUGCUGAGUUUUUGUUUUUUUAAAAUAUUUUUAUGUGUUCAGACUAUUUUGGUAAAUUUUUAGCAAAAGAAGCCUCCUGGAGUUAUUUAAUUGUACAGAUUGUAAAACUAAUGCACAAAGGGUAUGUUGGGAAUUUUUUAACGUUUUGGCACUGGUUUUUUUUAAAAAAUAUUUUUGGCUGAAAAAUCCCAUAAUUUGUUGUUAGCUGCAAAUGAGAUAUAAGAUAGCAAAUAGGUAGAAAGACUAUAGUAAGCUCCCAAAACAAAUGAUGGAACUGGAGGAUGUAGACACUGAGCAUCAAGUGGACACAGGAUGGUCCAUGUUUCAAAGUAUUUGGACAAGAUGACUUGUUACUUUCAUGUGCAUUCUGUCCAUACAUUUUGGCUAGAGAAGCAGAACACUUAAAAGAAAGUGCAACUUUAAAGGAAAAACGUGAAAAGAUAUGCCAAUUAAUUGCAUGCUAUUGUACAUUUACUCAAGUGUGGAAGCAGAUGGGAACUGGUCAAAUGGCAAGUAGCAAAAGUUUUGGUGAGGCUGGUAGGAAAAGGAUUGAUUUUAUGGAAGGGAUGGUGAUACAAGGUAUUGGGUGAUGUAAAGAACAGCAUACGUGCUGUCCAAGUUGACGUGGAUCUAAAUAAAAGUGGAGAAACUUGAAGGCACAUUUUUGGUACCUCAUGCCAUUCAUUGUGUUUCCGUAGAAGGAACUUCAAAAGAAGUGUAUGUAUGAGAGAUGGUGGGGGGAGAGAGUGAAUUUUGGCUUUUUGAUAAAUGCUGAUGACUUUUGUGUGGUACUUAUUAUAUUCCUUUCCUGGUCUCCUUAA